AUGUUACAAGUGGAACGCGUCCGCAGCAGAAGACGUAAAGCUUAUGUAGAUGAGGACGAUGUAGGAGGAUUCUGGGAACUAGCUAAGGAAGGAUUCGGAUCCGCUUUUGCAACAUUCAUGGUUGCGUGGAUCACUGUGUAUUCGGCUGUUUACCAAAGUUUCGUAACAUUUGUGAUUCUCGGGCAGCGGUCGGCAUUCGAUAAUUUGAAAACAUCUGCGCUAAAAGACUCAAUUUCACAGCAGGCCGAAAUUUUGAAAGAGAAUGUCGAGAUUGUUGUCCCCCACGUUGAUUUCCCGGACAUUGUUGGAUUUUGGGCUUCGUGGCCGCUUUUCAGUAGGAUAUCCAAGCUCGUUACAUCGCAGUGGUACGUUUUCCUAGAGUCAGAGUCUGUUGUAGACGCGUCCACAUUAUUCUCAUUCCUGAAAGGUUUUGAUCCAACGAAGAAAACCUUCUUAGGACACGGUCUUUACGACAAGAGCCCUACCAUCAUACAUCAUUUUUACGGACAUGAUCGCGAUGGGGACCGGAAGUUCUUAUUCCCUGAUUUCGCUGCCGGUUUUGUUCUUUCGGGAGAGCUGUUGACUAGCUUAGCUGCUGCAAUGAAUACUUCAGCUGCUAAAGCAACAGACACGUUCACGAUUGAUGCAAAGCAUGAGUUGUCGCUGCUGAUUUUGAGGCAAUGCAAGACAUCUCUGGAAUCCUAUCCGGAUUGGUUCUGUAAUCGAAAGGAAAUUACGUGUACCGACGAACCUUUGAUCAAACCGCAGGACAUUUUUGUGGGAGUGAAAACGUUCAGUGAAUAUCACACUACCCGCAUACCAGUCAUAAAGCGAACCUGGAGUGCGCAUCUGCCGUUUAUCGAAUAUUUCAGUGAUUUGGUGAAUAAUGUGAUUCCCACCGUUGACUCUGGAGUGCCUAAUACAGAGCGAGGGCAUUGUAGCAAAACUUUUGUCAUAUUGAAACGCUUCGUCGAUCUAUUGGACGCUGAUGUUAAUUCACAAAAGUUUUUGUGGCUGCUUAUCUCCGAUGACGACACAUUGAUCAGUAUUCCGCGUUUACUUCGUCUGCUGUCGUGCUAUGACAGCAAUGAAAAGAUCAUAAUAGGUGAACGAUAUGGUUACGGAUUCUCUAGCUUUGGCGCCACCGGUUACGACUACCCGACUGGCGGAGCAGGAAUGGUGUUCUCCCCUUCUGCAGCUCGAGCCAUAGUCUCCAGUUGUGCGUGUCCUGCCGAUGACGCACCUGAUGACAUGAUCAUUGGUAUGUGUUCUCAAAGAAAUGGCGUAGCCAUAAUCCAUAACUCCGCAUUUCACCAAGCCCGUCCGAUCGACUAUCCAGAUCAAUAUAUUCGAAGACUGUCACCGAUCUCAUUCCACAAGUUCGAAGAUAUCGAUCCAUACGAAGUUUACAUGGAGUAUCUCUUUCGAACCGCCAGUAUUUCAGAGAAAGACCGAGCUUUAGCAUUUCUCACAUUGCUUUCAGUCACGAUGGGAGAUGAAGGUGAACCCGUUGAUCAUGAGCUCUCGUCGAAGCCAGCGCUUUCUGCAGAUGCUUGUGAAGGAGCCGUUCCUCGAACACCGCCUGAGGAAGAAUACGAAAGCUCAGGAACUACAGAUGAUUCUUCUCGAGAUGGUGAUUCUCUUCAUAUUGAUGACGAGCUCCAGGACUCCACAUUGGCCGUACCGACAUCUUCUUUUGCUGUUGAUAACACCGAUGGCGAUGGUAAGCUGCAUCGUCCCCUACAGAUAUUGUGGUCAAAACUAAGGAAGCUGGGAUGUGUCGUGGAUGCAGCUCAGGUGAAACCUACUCGCAGGAAGCUCAAAUGUUACGUUGAUCGCUGUGUUUACAAAGGCGGACCAUUUGACAGUCUCCAACUGAGAUGCACACUCCCACCAAAAGUUGAACUCGCAAUUCAAUGGAUUUGUGUUUGUGUGUCAGACAUAAGCCGUCAGAAUGACUUCAUCAUCAAAUUCAUUAACCACCUUGAGAAAGGAGCCGAUGAAUCGUCGCCACCAAUUCAAACUGCGACACGCGAACAGCUGAUUUCAUUCCCAUUUCGAGUUUGCUGCCGGCAUUUCUCUACAGAACCUGAUCAUGGAGCUAUUCCAGUAGCGCCAAUAUACCACCUUCCUGGAAAAUUAUCGAUUUCUCGAGAAGAGAUGCUGUCGAAACUUCGCCGUCGCUAUCUCUUUCUUUCUGAAAUGGGAUAUGAGGAUCUUGAGAUAGAUAAAUUAGAGCCAAAUGGUGUUUUGCCUCUGCCUACGGAUGGUACAAUUUCCUGUGACGUUCCUGGUUGCCGUUAUAAAUCCUCCGAUAUUUCUAUCUUUACUGGGAGGCUUAUGAAGAUGUUCUCCGUUCCAGCCAACAGUGUUGAUCAUGGAAAAUGGCGCAUAGCCGUGCAAAUGGGACUGGGUCUUCCUAGUUCGUUUGAUUUUCCUUUGAAAGAAGGUGCUCACAUUUGUGAAAUGCAUUUCACUGAAGGCAAACGCUAUUCGCGAGGUGUUAUGAAGGAUCCUUACAUAUUUCGUCGGUUGACAGUAGAGGGAAUUAACCCUUCGCUAUCUCGUCUUGGAGCGCUAUGUUUAGGGCAGUGUGCCGUCAACAGCUGUACAUAUAGCGAAGAGGACACGAUUUGUGUGCCGUUUCCUAAAUCACGUAAAUAUUUCCAAAAAGACCCUCUUUAUUCUCGAUGGAUCGUCUCUCUAUCUGAAGCUGAUGAAUCUUUCCAGUAUGGAGAAGGCCUAACCAUUUGCUUCCGUCAUUUUUCGAUGGCUGCAAAUGAUGGCCUUGUUCCAUCAUUGCACCUUGGAAAUGAAGCAAAAUUGGAUCACCCUCGGAGUCGUUCGACCAUGAAGAGAAGAGUGGCGGAUGACACGAAUAAAUCGGAAGGUUCUGGAGAAAGUAGCUGUUGUGUGGAGAACAAGAACAUUCUUGCUAUCGUUGAGAGAAUGGAGAUUCAGUCUCGUGCCGUGGAACGCCUUGUAUUACACUUGAAUUCCAUGUGUAGAAGUGGUUUUGUUCCGACGGAUGGUACACUGGAAAGGAAGGUCAAAUUCCAAUUAUUUGACAUUUUGUCCGAGCUUUCAGAUGCACGGACUGGUUAUCAUUUACGUUUGAGGCUCAGAAUUGAUGAAGCGGUACGUUACGAAGGUGAGAGGCAAUCGUAA
Ostertagia ostertagi is the source of this 3168-nucleotide messenger RNA. Lineage: Eukaryota; Metazoa; Nematoda; Chromadorea; Rhabditida; Trichostrongylidae. The record is from the annotation of a GenBank genome assembly.